Molecule: messenger RNA, 749 nt
Organism: Panicum hallii
Lineage: Eukaryota; Viridiplantae; Streptophyta; Magnoliopsida; Poales; Poaceae
Product: lachrymatory-factor synthase-like
Exons: 1
Coding region: 69-566 (165 amino acids)
Source: RefSeq, a predicted model, not a curated record
CGAGCUCGCUCCACCUCUCAGCCGUCGCGCCCACCGCCGCACGGAACCGCACGGCCGCAUCCAUAUCCAUGGACGGGGCGCCGGCGGCCGCGUGGCGCGGCACGGUGCGCGCCGUGGCGUCGGGGCCGGCGCCCGGCGCGGCGUGGGCGCUGCUGGGGGACUUCUUCUCCCUGGACCGGUGGGUCUCCACGGUGCGGACGUGCCGGCGCGUGGAGGGGGACGAGGUGGGGCGCGUGCGCUACUGCGAGGGGCCCGUGAACAUGGCCGCGGCGCCUGGGGAGGCCGCCGUGGUGGGGUGGUCCAAGGAGCGGCUCCUGGAGGUGGACCACGCGGGGCGGCGGUACAGCUACGAGGUAGUGGAGAGCAACAAGGGGUUCGGCAGGUACCGCGCCACCAUGCGGGUGGAGGACGACCCGGCCGGGUGCGCCGUCGCGUGGUCGUUCGAGGCCGACCCCGUGGAAGGGUGGACGCAGGAGGGGUUCGUCGGGUUCCUGGAGGAGCUCGCGCGUGGCGUCGCCCGCCGGCUCGAGGAGGAGAUCAACGUGGCGAAGCCCGAUGGGGUGUAGUUCAGUCUUGUAGCAGUGGGUGUUCUACUGUUUUCACAGGGUAUUGUGUUGGGAUCGCCGUUCUUGCAGCUUUGGUUUGACACGGAGACCUGAAUCAAAUGAGUACCAGAUUGGCACACAAUGAGAAGUAAUGGUUUUCUUUUCCCGUGUUAAGGACAGUACCAUACGAUUUAUCUCAGUUUA